AUGUAUGUGACUCGGCCUCUGUCUGCAUGCAGGAAGUCAUCAAGCAUUCUUGGGGAGUUACCAAAUGAAGAAGCAGAGAACACGAGUUGCUGGGGGACAUGCGAGAUCACAUCGGUCAUGAAGCUUCCGUUUCCUCAAGACAGGGCCCUAACCUUCGAGCCAAUUUAUGAAGAUUCCUCAAUCACCAAGCUCUGGAAAUCAUGCAUAUGUUCGAGGGACGUGGACAUAGAACCAACUUGUUUCAGCACAUCCAUCAAAGACACCAGACCGAGCCAUUUCGACCCCAGAGACACAUACCAAGUGUUCCAGAUUCACCGUCACAACAGCGAGAGCUUCUUUGCUGAAUCAGUGGCUCCAGAUGGUUUUCCUCCGCAGUGCCUCCGGAAGAAAUUGUGGGAAGUUUUCACCUCGCAUUCUCUCCGACCUCACUUAGAAGAGGCCUUAGGCCUUGACAUGACUCUGAGAGCCCGCCUUCCCGACUUCACUUUCCCAAUCUCAGGCAAUCGUCCAGCCCCUGCUCCUGUCGUUGUGGGAAAAUGGAAUUGCCCAUAUGUGUUUGUCAGGGAGGAAGGUGUUGAGACCAAGCACCUAAUGAAGAAGUCAAUGUUCUACAAGAUGACACUUGAGCAAAAGUGGGAGGAGCUGCACACUUGUGAGAAUAAUGUCAACAACAAGGGCAAUAAUGAGGCCAGUGUGAAUGUGGCUUUGCUAAAGGAAGAGGCUUCAGUCUUUGGCAUGAAUGCAGUGAAGGAUGAAGAUGAGACUAGGGAUGGCUUUUUGUGGUUCAGGGUCAUGACACAUGACGAGGCAUGGAGGGGGAUCAAACUGGGGGUGAGUGAGGCCAUUGCUGAGAAGAUGAAGUGUGUGAUGAAGGAAGGAGGCUGGCUUGAUGAUGGUGAUGGAUCAGGAAGAGAAGUGAGGGUAAAGAGAGUGGAAGAGUUCAAAGGUGGCAAGAAGUGGAAGAGGUUUGGUUGCUAUGUCUUGGUGGAGAGCUUUGUUUUGACAAGAUUGGAUAGGAGUGUGGUGCUCAAGUGCGAUUUUAGGCAAACUCACAGGAUUCAAUGCAAGUGGGAGUGA
Molecule: messenger RNA, 1077 nt
Organism: Syzygium oleosum
Lineage: Eukaryota; Viridiplantae; Streptophyta; Magnoliopsida; Myrtales; Myrtaceae
Exons: 3
Coding region: 1-1077 (358 amino acids)
Source: RefSeq, a predicted model, not a curated record